UAACUUCACAUUCAUACAAAAAAAUUACUAUUAUUUAUAUAUAAAUAAAACAUAUUAUAGUACUAAAUAUAUAUUAUAUAUUCUUUAAAUAAAUGCCAAGUAGAGUUGAUAUACAAGGUACCAGGGGGCGUUGUUUUUUUUCUAUUUACUGUUUAUAUGCGUUGGCUCAUAUAUACUGACAUUUAUCUUUCACUUUUGUUACAAAAUUGUCGUUUAUUUCCAUGACACUGUUUAUACUUGAUCACUCUAAUCUCUAAGUAGGAACAAGUAGGAGUGAUUUAUGCUAUUUCUAUGUGUAGUUGAUCUUUCGUGAUGUUUCUUUCUUUUGUCUAGUUUUUAAAAUAUAAUGUAUAUAUAUAUAUAAGUAAGUAAAGAAUAUAUUACAUGUGUUUGAUAAUUUUUAUGUGAAUUUAUUUGCUGAUAUUUGACAAUGUUGUCGAAAAUGUUUCGUUUCGUGACCUCUAUCAAAAUAUGUCAAAGGUUGAAUACGUGCAAAGUUGCUUUAGUAGUACAAACGAAUCAGAAAUGUAACUUUAAUAAACUGGUUUAUGUAGUACCCACUAUGAUGGGUCUGUGGACUUUUCAAUCGACGAAAGAGAAAGAGAAAGAGAAUAAUAAUGAAGCAAAGGAAAUUGCUAUGAAAGAAAGCUAUAUUAUAACAGCAGAUGUUUUGUUUGAGCAAGGUUUAUAUAAACAAUUAUAUAAACAUUUAUCGAAUUACAAGGAUAAUAAGGAUGUAGAAAUUCUAUGGCGUCUGAGUAGGGUUUUAUAUAAUUUAUCAAAGACAGCUAAUGAAUCAGAAGCAAAAAAAAUGAUUCUAGAAGCUUAUAAUUUUAUACAAACUGCAAUGAGUAUCAAAGAAGAUCAUUAUGCUGUACAAAAAUGGAUGUCAAUAUUACUUGACAGUAAAAGUGCUAUGGAAGGCAUGAAGUCGAGAAUACAGCAAUUAUACAGCAUUAAAAAGCAUAUGCUUAGGGCAAUAGAAUUAAAUCCAAAGGACGCUACUACUUUGUAUAUGCUUGGCAGUUGGUGUUACCAAGUAUCUGAUUUAGCAUGGUAUCAAAGAAAAAUUGCAGCAUUAGUAUUUGAAGAACCUCCAAAUUCAUCCUUCGAAGAGGCAUUAACAUAUUUUGAAAAGGCAGAAGAAACGAGUCCUAAUUUUUAUAGUUAUAAUUUACUUAUGCUUGCAAAAACUUAUUUAAAAUUAGGUAGAAAAGAAGAUGCUUUUAGAUACUUAAAAUUGACAACAGAAUAUCCGACUACAAAUCACGAAGAUGUUCAAGCUAAGAAAGAAGCACAAGAAAUGUUGAACGCUUUCUAAAGUUUCUUAACAUAUUUUUCUUAAUACUUAAAUGCACAAGUUAUAUUUAAUGCACAGGAGUGCUUUCUGUUCAAAUUGGAGUUAUAAAAGUGGGUUAUAUAGAUUGUAUAAAGAUUUUUAUGUAUGUGCAAUAUCAAAAAUAUUUGUUGAUAGGUACAAAUAUUUAAUCAAAUUUAAACUUAAUAUUUUAUCAUAUUUAAAGUAUAAAGUACGAAGAAAAGAAACAUAUAUACAUUCAUAUAAAAGGAACACAUAGAUUGGAUUUAUUACGAUGUUGGUUUACAAUAUUAAUAUGUUGCUAUAUAUACUAUAUAAGUUAUUUUUUAUAUGCAUUUACUAUAAAAUUCGUUGUAAAAUCAUGUAUAAAAUAUAAUACAGAAAGUUAUUACAUUACAAACUUUUUACUAACUUUUUUCUUUAUAAUACUGAAAGAAUAAAUUAUUAGAAAUGUUGAAA
Messenger RNA from Vespula pensylvanica (western yellowjacket), 1777 nucleotides. RefSeq names its product regulator of microtubule dynamics protein 1-like. Lineage: Eukaryota; Metazoa; Arthropoda; Insecta; Hymenoptera; Vespidae. Gene Ontology annotation, cellular component: cytoplasm; mitotic spindle pole; spindle microtubule. The transcript has 4 exons. The coding region runs from base 431 to 1321 and encodes 296 amino acids. The record is from RefSeq and is a predicted model, not a curated record. Gene Ontology annotation, molecular function: microtubule binding.